Truncatella angustata is the source of this 3588-nucleotide messenger RNA. RefSeq lists its product as uncharacterized. Bases 1 to 3588 code for a protein of 1195 amino acids. The record is from RefSeq and is a predicted model, not a curated record. NCBI's taxonomy places the organism in Eukaryota, Fungi, Ascomycota, Sordariomycetes, Amphisphaeriales, Sporocadaceae. Gene Ontology annotation, cellular component: cytoplasm; fungal-type vacuole membrane. The transcript has 3 exons. Gene Ontology annotation, biological process: autophagy; vesicle-mediated transport; endosomal vesicle fusion.
AUGGCUUCCGAUGCGCAAGAUGACGAGCGCACUCAGGGAGAUCCAAUCCAGCCAAAUCUUGAAUCUGGGCCUUUCGUCCUCCGCAGUCUGUUAAACGACGUCCCGCUUUCAGCCGACGGCGCGACGGAUGACGAUGUCAAGAUCAAUUGCGUCGAUUACCUAGAUGGCAACUUAUAUGUCGGAACUUCUGCCUCGGAGCUCAUUCACUUCGUCAAGAUCCCUCCUGAUCCCUCCGACCCAUCUGCCGUCCCCGUCUUCGUCCAGGCCUCGCGACUCCAGCCCGCGUACGCAGAGACCCCAGGGUCCUCGAGCAGCUCCAAGCCUGGUGUGCAACAGAUCUUGCUGUUGCCCCGAGUGGGAAAGGCAUGCAUACUGUGCAACUGGACCGUCACCUUCUAUUCGCUGCCAGAGCUCAGCCCCGUCUUCAACAACACCCAGGUAAAGAACUGCAACUGGAUCGGUGGCCUCGAUCUUAACGAGCUACGCGACGACUACCAACAUGCUGAAGGCACAGGUGUCACCAUAUUGCUUUCUCUGAACCGCAGGAUACAAGUCGUCAAGAUAGGCGAAGAUGCUCGCGGCUUGAAGAAGAUCGAUGUUCCUGCAACGUCCCUCACAGUGAGACGAGAUACGAUUGCUUGCGUCGCCGACUCUCGGAAUUACUCCCUCCUGGAAAUUGAACGACAACUGAGGAUCCCCUUGAUGUCAAUAUCAUCACUCGAUGAUGAUCAGCUAGCCGUAGGACAAACCCAGGAUGUCUCGGGGAGUGAAGGUGGAGGCAUAGCCCGUAGCUCAUCUUCAGCCGGCCGAGCCCGUCCCGACAACGAGCGCCACGGGGUUCAAUCCCAUCGACGAGGAGCGAGCUUGGGAAACCUGCUCUCUGGGAACAGAAAGCAGGAGCAGCCUCCCAAGGAUCAGGAGGAUUCCGUCUUCCAGGAACCACCAGAGCCGACCGCCAGUCCAAAACCACCAGAGCAGCCCCAAAGCAGGGAUGGCACACCACAGCCCCAAGCAGAAGGGUUGCCUCAACCGACCGCAACCCCAAAGUCGCGCCACGUCUUUUUGAAGCCCCACAUUGUGUCGCCGACGCCAGAGGAGUUUCUUUUGGUCACGGGAACCGGCCCUCUGGAACCGGGCAUAGGUAUGUUUGUGAACCUUGACGGAGAUCCCACGAGGCCCACCAUCGAGUUCGAUCGAUAUCCUAAGGAGAUUGUCGUCGACGGUGGUGUCUCGGACUUAUCGUCUUCCCGGCCCACUCUGGACGAGGAGGAGGAAGGAUAUGUCUUGGCCUCAAUGGGCAGAGAGUUCGGGGAUGGUAUCCAUAACGGCCUGGAGAUCCAGAGAUGGGAUACUGACGGGUCUCAACCCGAGACUAGCAAGUAUUGGCUUGAACCGCCCAGGGCUGGCUCGCAUACUGUCGAGCCUUCGCAGCCCAUAGGCGUCCGAUCUUUGAUAGGCUCAGAUGAAACUCACUUUCAAGACAUCGUGAACAGACUCUGUCAGCAGCGGUUCAAGCCAUUUUCUGGUGGCCCAGAAAUGUCGACUUUGUCUCUCCGGAGCCUAGACUCCAGAACUGCGUCGUCCAUGGAGCAGGUAUCAAAAGAAAAGGAGUUGUUCGAAAGGGAUAAUGACUCUCCAGACGACGACUCCCUGCCUGAGGGCUGGGAAAGCAGUCGCAAAGUCGAAGAAAAGGAAUUCGCCCGGAGACUAGCGGGGACUACGGGGCGUGUUGCUGUAUGGUCUGGCAAUCAGAUAUGGUGGGCUUUACGCAACCCUCUCAUCCUCCAGCUAGAUGCACAGCUCGAAAAAGCUUCGACCUCGAAGAUUGUUACAGUCGCCCAGCGACGAGAGCUUUUUAGUGUUCUUAACUCGUUCCGUGGCCGCGAUGCCAAGUCGGAACUUGAGUUCUUGACAUUUAAUUACAUCAGACAGAGAGCCGGUGUGCUCUUACUGACGAGCUUCUUACAUCCAGACAAAGAACCAUUCAGUGAACCAGAACUACGAGCUCUCGAAGAAGUCUUGAUCGAUAGCUUACUAGACCCUCGAGUUGUCUUGUCACUCAUGCCAGGCGUCCGCAACGAAGUAAUAGAAACCCGAAGGGGUAUUUGGAUAUUUGGUGGCGUGAAGAAAACAGCCGAGGACUACAUUUCCACGGAUGCCUUCGAUAAAGGCAGGUCGGGUGUGAAUGUUCUGCCACCACCGACACUUCAGUUCUUGAAGCGUUUUCUUACCGCAUGGAGGCGGAAGAAAGGAUUUGGCAGCAUCCCAGACGAGAAUGAGGUCUUCCGGACGGUGGACGCUGCGCUUCUAGCGGUCCUUUUGGAGCUUGAUAAAUACUCACCCCCAGGCUCACCAAGAGGGAAGACGAUCCGUUCCGAGCUGAACGAGUUCGUGGACAAUGGCGUUGACUGCUUUGAAAGAGCUGAGACUUUGAUUGAAUCCUAUCAUCGAUUGUUCGUGCUCAGCCGUUUGUACCAAAGCCGCAGAAUGGCUGAAGAGGUGCUUACCACAUGGCGCCGAAUUGUUGAGGGAGAGCGAGAUGACGGUGGAGAAUUCCGUGACGGCGAACAACGCAUUCGUGACUAUCUUGCAAAAAUCAGCAACCAGGCCUUAGUACGUGAGUAUGGUGUAUGGCUCGCAAAUCGGAACCCUAAACUUGGCGUGCAAGUCUUCGCCGAAGAAAAGGGGCGUGCGCCAAGGUUUGAGCCGACACAAGUGGUUGAGCUUUUGCGCCAAGAAGCUCCUGACGCUGUCAAGUACUACCUAGAGUAUUUGGUCUUCGGUCAAGGCCACACCAUACACGUGAACGAGCUCAUCACAUACUACUUGGAUAUUGUGAUAUCCUAUCUUGAGACCUCCUCAGAGGGUCGCGAUAUGUUCGCCGCGACGUACGCUGCCUAUCGCGCGUUGCGGCCGAUGAAACCCACCUACCGUCAAUUCUUGUCAGAAAAUGCACCGCCAGAUGACGAAGUUUGGCAAAGCAGACUUCGUCUGCUGCAGCUACUAGGCGGACAGUACGAUUAUAACUCAGCUGCGAUUAGAGAUCGCAUUACUAGUCUUGGGGCAACUGCUCCGGAUCUGUUAGUGCCGGAGACCAUCAUACUGGAUGGACGGGAGCGCAAACACGAAGACGCUUUACGGUUGCUAGUCCAUCGCCUCGGUGAUUACGAUACCGCUGUAGCUUAUUGCUUGCGUGGUGGUGCUAGUAUCUACACCCCGGCAACUACCAAAGCGCCAAAGAGACGGGAGAGCGCACCACCCACUGAGAAUGAACAGGCACGACUCUUCCGUGCUCUACUCGGCGAGUUCUUCGAGAUUGAAGAUGUCAGCGACCGUGUAGAGCAAACAGGCAUGCUACUCGAACGUUUUGGUGGCUGGUUCGACGUUGAUGAAGUCUUAAGCCUGAUACCAGACUCAUGGAGUGUUGACUUGGUUGCAGGCUUCCUGGUCAGGGCGCUUAGGAGAAUGGUCGUUGAGAAGAACGAGACCACUGUGGCCAGAGCGUUGUCGAGUAGUCAAUACCUCCGUGUUCAACAUGACCUGGUUGUGAAGGUCGAGGAGAAAGGCCCAACAUUUGAGGGCCAAUAG